Molecule: messenger RNA, 2986 nt
Organism: Octodon degus (degu)
Lineage: Eukaryota; Metazoa; Chordata; Mammalia; Rodentia; Octodontidae
Gene: Znf777
Product: zinc finger protein 777
Exons: 5
Coding region: 171-2657 (828 amino acids)
Biological process (GO): regulation of transcription by RNA polymerase II
Molecular function (GO): DNA-binding transcription factor activity; RNA polymerase II cis-regulatory region sequence-specific DNA binding
Source: RefSeq, a predicted model, not a curated record
AAGCCCUUGCUGCUCUCCAAAAGCAAUUCCCGUGCGUAGCACUCUGCUGCCACGGACCCUGGAGGUUUUGUGUGCAUGCUUACUUUGGGAUUUGUUUUCCUGGCUGGAGACCGUGGUGUUCAGUCCUGUCUUUCCCUUUCUGUCCUUGGACACAGAUCCCGCAGCUGGACAUGGAGAGCCAACGCUCCUCGCCUCUGCCAUUCACCAGCACUCCCCAAGAAGAAUCCCUGCACCAGGCCACAGCUGAACUCUCCCAAGACACCCUGCUCUCGCCCCACAUCGUUCCCCCUAAAGAAGUUCGUGCUUUGUCUCCCACGGGUGCCCAGCAGGGCCCCCUGACCCAGACCAGUGCGCCCAGGGAAGAGACUUCUGGCCAAAUGCCUCAUACGUCCCCGAAGGGCCCAUCACUCCUCUGUCCCGCUGCUUCUGAGCAAGAGACCCAGCUCCAGGGCCCCCAGGCCACACAGGAAGAGCCCCGCAUCCCUGCUGACCAGGACCCGCAGGAAGCCCCGCUGCACUCCCCAGAAGCUCCUGAGAAGGACCCUUCGAGCCUCUCCCCCACAGCCCCAGAGGCCGACAUGGACCCCCUGCUGCAGAGCCCCACUUCCCGGAAGGACGCUCCCCUCUCAAAGGAGCAGCUGCUCCCCACAGCGGAGAUCACCCGCUUGGCCGUGUGGGCUGCCGUCCAAGCAGUAGAGAGGAAACUGGAGGCCCAGGCCAUGAGGCUGCUGACGCUGGAGGGCCGGACAGGCACGAAUGAGAAAAAGAUCGCCGACUGCGAGAAGACGGCCGUGGAGUUUGCAAACCACCUGGAGAGCAAGUGGGUCGUGCUGGGCACGCUGCUGCAGGAGUACGGGCUGCUGCAGCGGCGGCUGGAGAAUAUGGAGAACCUGCUGAAAAACCGAAAUUUCUGGAUCUUGCGGCUGCCCCCGGGCAGCAAUGGAGAAGUUCCCAAGGUCCCGGUCACGUUUGAUGACGUCGCCGUCCAUUUCUCAGAGCAGGAGUGGGGAAACCUAUCAGAAUGGCAGAAGGAGCUCUACAAGAAUGUGAUGAGGGGCAACUACGAGUCUCUGGUUUCCAUGGACUAUGCAAUUUCCAAACCAGACCUCAUGUCCCAGAUGGAGCGCGGAGAGAGGCCAGCCAUGCAGGAGCAGGAGGACUCUGAGGAGGGCGAGACCCCCAGCGACCCCAGUGCUGCGCACGAUGGCAUCGUGAUUAAGAUCGAGGUGCAGACCAAUGACGAGGGCUCUGAGAGCCUGGAGACACCAGAGCCCCUGAUGGGGCAGGUGGAGGAGCACGGCUUGCAGGACUCGGAGCUGGGCGACCCCUGUGGCGAGCAGCCCGACCUGGACAUGCAGGAACAGGAGAACGCCCUGGAGGAGUCCACGGAGGGCUCAGGCGAGUUUAGCGAGCUCAAGCAGAUGCUGGUGCAGCAGAGAAACUGCGCGGAGGGCAUCGUGAUCAAGACCGAAGAGCAGGAGGAAGAGGACGAGGACGAGGACGAGGACGACGAGCUGCCCCAGCACCUGCAGUCCCUCGGGCCGCUGUCAGGGCGAUAUGAUGCCGGCAUGUACCCAGCAGCACUGCCUGGGGAGAUGUCCCCAGAGGGUGAGGAGAGCCCCCCGCCGCUGCAGCUGGGGAACCCUGCAGUGAAGAGGCUGGCGCCCCCGUCGCACUCGCACAUACACGGGCACGGGCAUGCGCACGGCCAUGGGCACUCGCACGGCGAGCGGCACCUGGGCGAGAACCGCGGGUCCUCCAGCCAGCAACAGCGAAACCGGCGCGGCGAACGGCCCUUCACGUGCAUGGAGUGCGGCAAGAGCUUCCGAUUGAAGAUCAACCUCGUCAUCCACCAGCGGAACCACAUCAAGGAGGGGCCGUACGAGUGCGCCGAGUGCGAAAUCAGCUUCCGGCACAAGCAGCAGCUCACGCUGCACCAGCGCAUCCACCGCGUGCGCGGCGGCAGCUACUCGCCCGAGCGCGGCCCCGCCUUCGCCCCCAAGCACGCGCUCAAGCCGCUUCCCAAGUCGCCCAGCUCGGGCAGCGGUGGCGGUGGCCCCAAGCCCUACAAGUGCCCGGAGUGCGACAGCAGCUUCAGCCACAAGUCCAGCCUGACAAAGCACCAGAUCACGCACACGGGCGAGCGGCCCUACACAUGCCCAGAGUGCAAGAAGAGCUUCCGCCUGCACAUCAGCCUGGUGAUCCACCAGCGCGUGCAUGCUGGCAAGCACGAGGUCUCCUUCAUCUGCAGCCUGUGCGGCAAGAGCUUCAGCCGCCCGUCGCACCUGCUGCGCCACCAGCGGACUCACACGGGCGAGCGGCCCUUCAAGUGCCCCGAGUGCGAGAAGAGCUUCAGCGAGAAGUCCAAGCUCACCAACCACUGCCGCGUGCACUCGCGCGAGCGGCCCCACGCCUGCCCCGAGUGCGGCAAGAGCUUCAUCCGCAAGCACCACCUGCUGGAGCACCGGCGCAUCCACACGGGCGAGCGGCCCUACCACUGCGCCGAGUGCGGCAAGCGCUUCACGCAGAAGCACCACCUGCUGGAGCACCAGCGCGCGCACACGGGCGAGCGGCCCUACCCCUGCACGCACUGCGCCAAGUGCUUCCGCUACAAGCAGUCGCUCAAGUACCACCUGCGGACCCACACGGGCGAGUGAGCCUGGCCAGGGGCGCGGCCAUGCCCUGGGACACCUGCCCGGGCCCCGCGCCCCAUGUGCGCUGCCUGCGCCCCUCUGCUGUGAGCCCCUUUCCCCUCCUGCCCCUCCGCCCUAGGACGCGGGUCAUGAGACCAGGUCACCUGCUGCCUGUUUCCCCGGGACCCCAGUGGGGAGCGCGGGCCUGGGGACCCCUUCAGGCUGUUCAUUUUCUUGACAAUAAAAUGGAUGAAACCAAUUGGCGCGGGGGGAGUGAUUUGGCCGCGGCCACUCGGAUGGGCGGUACAGGGCCGUUUAGUUGGAUAGACUUUAUAAUUAUCUUUUGGAUACUG